GCCCUCCAGUGUUUCAGCUCCCAUGAGGGCGGCUCUUUAAAUUGCCCCAAAACUGCUCCUGGCUGGCGCCUUUUUCCCUCCCUAUCUGCUCGAGACAGGGCGCACGUGCCAGAAGACGUCGUCGGAUCAAACUUUUACCAUCCGCAGGUGAGACAUUAAAAACAUUCACCUCUUCAAAACGUGAAUUUUAGCGGUGCUUUUUUAAUUCAGAAGUGCUUUUUCGGCGCUGCAUGAGCUGGGAUUUGGAAGGGGCGGGCAGUGUGUUGUCUGACGAAUAAAAGCUGUAGCCUAUAGAUCGGUGCAAGGCUUUUAACCGGGUACAGCCAGCCGGGCUUUAAGGAAACAUUUCGUCUUAAAUUGAGAGCAGGGGUUGUAACUGAGCGAUAGAGGUGAGUGCGAGGAAACUGUCGAAACUCUGCAUGCGAUAGUCGUUUAAGAAAUUAUCCUCUAAGUUUGGUUUGAAGCGCCGGAGCUCCGGUGAGAGGCUGUGCUCGCAUGCUCUGAACGCGGAGCCGUCUAUUGUUGCUCCGGCCCGGGCUUUCACCGCCGCGGGUGAACCCAGUUACCUCUCUCGCCUGCAUAUUUCUCCGCGUCCUUGCAUGGUUGCUUUUAGCCUGCAAACCCCGUAGAGCACACACACUAGCCAUUGUGAGUGUAUUCAGCGUUGUGGAGAUAGUUUUUAUUCGCAGGCCCCGAUUAACCGGCCACAACAGCUAGGGCCUCUAAACAUGGUCAGUGCGGGGUUAGGCAGCGUCGGGUCUAGCCGUGUUAUGCAGGACUUUGUCGGCCUCAAACCGCUUUGAAACCCCCGAACCAGUUUGACAGAUAUCCCCCGUUUUCGAGGCACUGUCGCCGGUGUAACAGAGCGCGGAUGAGACCGAAAUAGAGCUGGAAAUAAGUGCGGAUUAAUUGAGUUAAACCGGUUCGGUUUGUUGUUGCGGUCAAUGAGUUUAAAUGCCCUGGUAUUCUCUCUCUCUACUGCUGUGUGUGUGUGAGUGAGUGAGUCUGUGUGUGGAUGUGUGUGUGGGUGAGUGGACUCGACGCCUAUCCUGCAAUAAGCUUAGACGGCGUGAUUUAUCUCCUGUAGGUCUGUUAAGGAAAAAAGAGCAAGCAUGAGCGACAAGGGGACAGUUUCACCGAAGGAAAAGGAGGCACCAGAGAAAAGGGGGCGUGGAAGACCCCGCAAGCAGCCACAGGUAAACACCUCUGACGUAAGUGAUUUAUAUUUACAUUUGCAAGAUUUAAAAAAAAAAAACUAACUUGCAUGGUUUUGAAGUAUGCAUGCACAAAAUCAGACCCACAUCUCUUCCUGCAUAACAGCCAGGUAGAUCUAGCAGGUAGGAUGCGCAUGAUGUAAGCCCCCCAGAUCAAAUCCUGAUCCAUCAUUACUCUAAACAUGGCAGCAGAAACCAUCUGUGACCAUUCUCUCACCUGUUAUCUGUGUAAAUGUAGACGCCACGCCACAAACUUCCUGUGUGUCUCACCAGGUUUGUAAGCAACCUGUAACCCAACACCUUUAAACUGGUUUUAACCCCCCACCCCUCUCCACCACCACCUCCUCCUCCUCCUGCUUUACAAACCCACCUCUUCUCCGCUCUCCUCUCCUCGUCAUGUAAUGGAUGACAUAGCAGCGUGGAGGCUCAGAAUGGCUCAUAUAGCUGUCACUCAGCGCCGGGUGUUUUAGGAUUGAAUUGCUCAGUUGCUAAGAGCUGCGGUUGUAAACACUGAAGAAACGCAACAGGAGAUGAGUCGGCCAUGGCAUAACUUACAACCACAAAAUUGCGCAUGAACAAGAUGUCUGCUCUCGCACUGAGGUUACCUUGCAUGAUGGUAUUGCUGAUAAUCCCCUAAAAUAUCAGCUUCUAUGCCCUUCUGUCUACACCUCACUGCGGUUGCUCGGUCAAUAGUUUUCUGUCUGUGUGACCAGACGUCACGUCAGACAACCUGCAGCUUUGACCACCUGUCAGCCUCCUGACCGAGAAACAUGCAUGCAUGCAUACAGUGCUUGCAACUACUAUAAAGUGCAGCUUUUAUGUAAGAUAUUGAUGUAAGCUAACUCUUUGCUUCCUCUGUCUUGAAUCCUCUAGGAACCAAGUGGAUCUCCUACUCCAAAGAGGCCUAGAGGACGGCCGAAGGGCAGCAGAAACAAGACCCCCAGCAAGGGCAAAGUGAGUCACCCAUGUCCAGUGUCAUGAUUCGAACUAACAAGCACCCGGAGUCAUCAUGAGGCAUAGUUGUGUUGUCUUAGUUCCCCUUUUCUUCGAACGUGAUGCGCGUCGGUUGAUGAGCAUGUAACGGCAGCUAACCUCAUCCUCUUAAAAGGACGUCCUGCUGUUGCCUGUGAUAUAUCUGCUGGCUGCGAUUUAGCUGCUUCCUUUUUCAAAGUGUCAGAAAUAGCCCGGCUAAGGUUUCCUAUUGUAAAAGACCUCUGUUUACAGCCUCACCAUUUCUUUUUUUUUUUGUCUUAAGAGAUGCUCACUGUGCACUUCCUGUCCUCCAGCUUCCUGCAGCUUGUCAUGCACAGUGCGGUGCAGGUGCAGAGGCCGCAAAGACUGUUUCCAAGCUGACACUAAGCACCCCUCCGCCCCCACCCAGCACACAGCCCUAGUUCUUCUCUGCCUGUCGUCUCCAUAGCAACAACUGAUUUUCUCCCUCGCCCCAGCCCUCCAGCUCCCCCGUGCGCUCUCUCGUCUCUGCUAUGUAUAGGAAAACGGAGACGGAGAGGGAGAAAUCUGGAGAGGAGAGCGCAAACAUGUAUGAUAUAGGUUUUAGCAGCGAGAGCCAAAGCUGUGGAGGGUUUGUGUCUCUGCGCAGUUCCACCAGCUGUCUCUGAGCCUCAGACCAGGUGGCCAACGAACUGGAGUGCCCUCUGUGCAGUUCCUGUCGGCCUUCCAGAUAAUAGCCAAUGAACCCAAUGCCCCCUUUCCUUCUGGAUCUUUAGAAAGCUUCUGCUGCCAUCUGCAGGCUGCAGCAGAGAGAGCUCCCUGAGAUAUGCGUUGUUUACACCUCCAGGCUUUUGCAACCGAAAUAUGGAGCUCGUUCGCUUGUGAAAAACGCUACAAAUGCAUGUUCCUGCUGCUUCUCUUUCUAACAUUGGUGUUUUCUUUCCACAGAAGGCAGCAGCAGCCCCAUCUGCAGGUGGAAAACGCAGAGGAAGACCUAAGAAGGAGGUAAGGGAACAGCCAGGGCUCACAUGGGUUUAACGAUUCCUCCACAAAUUGAAUUAUGAUUGGUAUGAAUGUCUGCAGGGCGGAAUUGCAUUUAUCCGAUUCCCCUUCUGCCUCCUUCCUUUUUAACUAGCCUUUUUUUUUUUCACACACCAGUUAUUUUUGAUUCCCAGUAGCUUCCGGAUCGUGUAAUUUUUUCCAACCUGUGAAAUAACGGCACAGUUUUCUUUCUGAACCAGCGAAACGAGCCACCAGCCGGUCAAAGAUGCAGCUAAUCUUGGAAAAAAUUGUGGUCUUGUAGUAACAUUCUGUCAUGUGCAUGAGUGGUUAGGGCGUACUCUGAAAAGAAGACGUCUGGAUUGAAUUAGUCACAGAAAGGAAUGACCCAGAGUUACCCUCCUAGCUUACCCGCUCAUUUUUAUGAAUGAACAUCCCAGGCUGCAGAGAGUGUGAGCAGGGAGGGAGAAGAAAAAAAAAAAAAAACCCGGCAAAAGCAGGAUGCUUCAUUGUGACUCACCACGCUCAUGAAUCACUUUUCACUACAGAUGGCUCACCCUUCCACUGGGUGUUCUUCAUGCCACAGUGGUUUAUCAAACAGAUUUAUAAUAACAUUGAUUUUUUUUUUAUACGUCGGUGCUUGGGGUUUAAAGCGAAAACAGUCAAGCUGAGGCAUGAAUCACCGGUGGCCAUUGUUGAUGGCACAUUUUCCUGGUGGGUGUAGCCAGAGCCUGACCAAAUUAUAUUAUUUUCCUCCCUCUUGUCAUAGGAGAAGGAAGAAAAGGCAUCCCAAGAAUCAUCCGAGGGGGAGGGGGAAGAAGAAGAAGAGGACCAGUAAUUCACAACGCAUGCUACCUCACUCAACAUACUGACUUACUGUUAACCAGAACUGGGCUGUAUCUCCAACACCAGUGCCACCACAUGACCACUGUUCACGACAAAAGCCCCUCUUUUUUCCCGCCAAAAAAGAUAGGGUUAACACAGUACAAAUAUCAUGCAACAGCACUGGAUAGAACGAUGGACCUUGCUCAAGCAUAGAUCUAAGACUUACAUGAAAGGUGUCAGCCCUUUUCUCUACAUGUCAUGUAUCACAAAGUCUUUUAUACUGGACAAAAAGCGUGCUCAGACGAGCCUGGACGUUUUCUGUUUUCCCCUAAAGAAGGUUCUUAGGACAUUUUCUCUCCGCUUAAUGUUACUUAUAUGUUGUACCCGCAUCUGGGAUAGUAGGGCGUUUAGAUUUUUCUCCAUGUUUUGUACUGGACAAAGGUGAAUUUUACCGAUAACUUGCUGUUUUUAUUUUUCGUUCCAUGUAUGUUUUGUGUGAAGUGGUUAACCUCUCCUUUUGCAUCGUAUUCUUAGAUGGAGUUGAGCUUCAGCGUGUAUGAUGAGAAUAGGUAACCGAUGGUAGAAGUGUUCUUUUUCCAUUUCUAAACCACAUAACAGAUUUCUCCCCCCGCCCUCUUUUCUCACGAGUAGAGCAGAGUCAUGUUAACCACCUUUUUUCCUCCUGUAGGUCAGUCUAGAUUUAGCUCUUCAGGCUUUCUGCGCGGUCCUUGGCGUGUAGAGGGGAGGUGUAAGUGUAUCGUUAGUGUUCAGAAUAGAUUUACUGUUUUUGUUCCUUCGGGUUACAUACCAUUUAAAAAAAAAAACAUGAGUGUGCUGCUUUUUCAUGAUAUAAUAAACUCAACCUUGUUUGGUAUAUAACGUGUGUUUUUAUGGAUGGCAGAGUUCUAGGCUGAGAGCAUCAGUGUCGUUUCUUCAGGGAGCUUUUACAAAUGCUGUUAUAUUUGGCGUCUUUGUCUCACAUGGGUCCUCCGUUUUUUGUUUUUUUUCCUCCAAGCGCGCACCCAAUCACUCGUCAGGCAAAUCUCAAUCGGUCAAACGAUGAGUUUGAUUGUAUCAGAGGAUAGCUGGUGGCACCUCUAUCCAAUAGGGCUGUUAGUUUUUUUUUUUUCUCCUUUUUUCAUUCCAUCUAGCUCUCACUGCUACACCUCGCUUGGUCCCUCUGUCAUCACUUAUGCCGCUUUUCCAUGACACAGUUUUUGCACCUCGACUCUUCUCGGUUUUCCAUUACGAUUGAACGCGUGGCGGGUAUUAAAAAGGUACCUAGUACCAGGUGACCUAGUGGAACCCUAAAAACCGAGUGGAGCCGAGUAGAUGCUGGUGGAAAAGCACCAUUAGUACAGUAUAAUACAUUUUCUUAGUCUUGACGUGUGUUGUUUGUAUGCUGUCUGCUACAGGAAUAAAAUUAAAGGUGUUUGUGUAUUUCAAAGUGUCAGGGAACCCGCGGUCACAGUCCACUUAACUGGGUUUUUUCCACACACCUAAGCUGCUACAACCUCAGUUACGAAACCCGGAAAACUGCAAGCAGGCGAUACAAGGCCUGGGAUUUCAUACCUCACUUGACAGCUUACUUUACCAUAUAUUGAUUGCAUUUAGCUGGUUUUCUGUUGUUUUUAAAUGUAACCUCUGGCAGUUUGGAAAGAUGUCGAUUACAAAGUUUAUUUUUUUUCUUUAAAGCCUGACUGUAACGAGUUGAUCAUAAAAUUUCAACUUUGUGACUUGUGUCUUUCGGCUCCUUCAGAACCCGAGCUUGCAGACAGGUGUGUUUUUUUUUUUUUUUUUUUGUUAUGUGUGAAGCAAGUCAGGGAGACCUGUCAGCUUGACGACUGUGUUCGCUGACUGUGGUAGAUUAGCAGGUGUGUUUUUAAAUUCUUCUGGUGCACUGAAAUGUUGGUUCAGAUUUUCAUGGACAAAUGUUUGUGUGUUUGUGAUAGACUGGGCGCUCUUUCCACUUUACUUGUUCUGUUGGCCCGCUGUGUGUUUGGCAAUACGACGCACACAGUCAGCCGCCCUUGCCAUACUCAUCCAACGGUCAUUUCAUGUCUCUUCCCAACAUCCUCUGGACAAUAUCAGCGUCAUAUAUCAUUUCAACAUCUUGCAUCUGUCAUUUAUAUACUGUAAACUCAACAGGAUGGGAUCAUUCUUUUUAAUGUACACCGUAUAUAAAUGUACAAUGUCUAUAUUUCUAUGGUGCCCUACAACAAUUUGUAUCAGAAAUGGUCAAUAAAGAGAAUUUUCUUUGUCAUU
Xyrichtys novacula (pearly razorfish) is the source of this 6254-nucleotide messenger RNA. Lineage: Eukaryota; Metazoa; Chordata; Actinopteri; Labriformes; Labridae. The record is from the annotation of a GenBank genome assembly.